CCUUUGCAAAAGUUUCGAGUUCUGCGCCACCCCUUUCCUCGCGUCGACUCAGUACCACUCCUUGAUCCCAGGCGAUCCCUCAGAGGACGUCGCCACCUUAACUUUAUUUUUCUGCUCGCCUGUAAAAACUAGUGACCAUGGUUAACUUCACCGUCGACCAGAUUCGGGCUCUCAUGGACAAGCCCACCAAUAUCCGUAACAUGAGCGUUAUUGCUCAUGUCGACCAUGGAAAGUCCACUCUCACGGACUCGUUGGUCUCCAAAGCUGGUAUCAUUGCCAGUGCGAAAGUCGGCGAAGUCGUUUUCAUGGAUACACGACCGGACGAAAAGGAGCGUGGCAUUACUAUAAAGUCGACCGCCAUCUCCAUGUACUUCGAGGUCGACAAGGAGGAUUUAAGUUCGAUCAAGCAGCAGACCGAGGGCAGCGAGUUCUUGAUCAAUUUGAUCGAUUCUCCUGGCCACGUUGACUUCUCGUCGGAAGUCACAGCAGCACUCCGUGUCACGGAUGGUGCCCUUGUUGUCGUCGACUGUGUUGAGGGUGUCUGCGUGCAGACAGAAACUGUGCUUCGUCAAGCCCUGACUGAGCGUAUCAAGCCCGUCGUCAUCAUCAACAAGGUUGACCGUGCUCUGCUCGAGCUGCAGGUUGACAAGGAGGCGCUGUAUCAGUCAUUUCGUCGUACGAUUGAGAACGUGAACGUCAUCAUUUCGACAUACCACGACGUUGCGCUGGGUGACGUCCAGGUCUACCCCGAGAAGGGCACCAUCGCCUUCGGUUCCGGUCUGCACGGGUGGGGGUUCACCCUCCGCCAGUUCGCGAACAGGUACGCGAAGAAGUUCGGAGUUGAUAAGGAGAAGAUGAUGGCCAAGCUUUGGGGCGACAACUACUUCAACCCCACGACGCACAAAUGGACGGCCAAGGGCACUGACGCGGACGGCAAACCUCUCGAGCGCGCAUUUAACAUGUUCGUCCUCGACCCCAUCUUCAAAGUCUUCGAUGCCGUCUUGAAACUCAAUAACGACGCGAUCGAUUCCAUGCUCGAGAAGCUCGACGUCAAGCUUGUUCCGGCUGAGCGUGAGCUCGAGGGCAAGGCUCUCUUGAAAGUAAUCAUGCGCAAAUUCUUGCCCGCCGGUGACUCUCUCCUGGAGAUGAUUGUCAUCAACCUUCCCUCCCCUAAGACUGCUCAGCGCUAUCGUGUUGAGACUCUCUACGAGGGUCCAAUGGAUGACGAGUCUGCCAUCGGUAUUCGUGACUGUGAUCCCAAGGGACCCCUCGUGCUCUACGUCUCCAAGAUGGUGCCGACCUCCGAUAAGGGGCGUUUCUACGCCUUCGGUCGUGUCUUCUCCGGUACCGUUCGUGCUGGCCCGAAGAUCCGUAUCCAGGGCCCGAAUUAUGUCCCGGGCAAGAAGGAAGACCUGUUCAUCAAGUCUGUGCAGCGCACGAUUUUGAUGAUGGGCCGUUAUGUCGAGCCCAUCGAGGACUGCCCGGCGGGUAACAUCGUUGGUCUCGUCGGUAUCGAUCAGUUCCUACUCAAGAGCGGUACCCUCACGUCGUCGGAGACUGCGCACAACAUAAGGGUCAUGAAGUUCUCCGUGUCGCCUGUCGUGCAGGUCGCCGUCGAGGUCAAGAAUGCUCCAGAUCUGCCCAAGCUGGUCGAGGGUCUUAAGCGUCUCUCGAAGUCCGACCCGUGUGUCCAGACGUGGAUCUCCGAGAACGGUGAGCACAUUGUCGCUGGUGUUGGUGAGCUCCACUUGGAGAUUUGCUUGAAGGAUCUCGAAGAGGACCAUGCCGGUGUUCCUCUCAAGGUCUCCGACCCCGUCGUCCCUUAUCGUGAGACUGUCAAGGCCGAGUCGUCGAUUGUUGCGCUCUCCAAGUCCCAGAACAAGCACAAUCGUCUCUACGCCAAGGCGAUGCCGAUUGAGGAGGAGCUCUCGCUCGCCAUCGAGUCCGGCAAGGUCAACUCGCGUGACGAUUACAAGGUCCGCGCGCGUAUUCUCGCGGACGAGUACGGUUGGGACGUCACGGACGCACGUAAGAUCUGGUGCUUCGGUCCUGACACGGCUGGUCCGAACGUCCUUGUCGAUGUGACGAAGGGUGUGCAGUAUCUCAACGAAAUCAAGGAUUCUUGCGUUGCUGCCUUCCAGUGGGCAACGAAGGAGGGUGUCUGCGCUGAGGAGAACAUGCGUGGUGUCCGCAUCGACAUCCUUGAUGUGACGCUCCACACGGAUGCCAUCCACCGUGGUGGAGGACAGAUCAUUCCGACGUGUCGUCGCGUCUGCUAUGCCGCAUGCUUGCUUGCCACGCCCGGUCUCCAGGAGCCUGUCUAUCUCGUUGAGAUUCAGUGCCCGGAGAACGCGAUUGGCGGUGUCUACAGUGUGCUCAAUAAGCGUCGUGGCCAGGUGUUCUCCGAGGAGCAGCGUGUCGGCACGCCUAUGUUCACGAUCAAGGCAUACCUGCCCGUCGGGGAGUCCUUCGGUUUCAAUGGGGAGCUUCGCUCGCAGACUGGUGGUCAGGCGUUCCCCCAGAGUGUGUUCGACCACUGGGAGACGCUGAACGGAUCUCCGCUCGACAAGGGCAGCAAGAUCGAGGAAAUCGUCAGGCGUAUUCGUGUCCGCAAGGGUCUCAAGCCCGAAAUUCCGCCCCUGGAUACGUACUACGACAAGCUAUAAGAAGGUAUUUGACAGCAGAAGUUUACUGUUGUGUCAUUCAGAUCAAGCACUCAUGAAGGGUACUAUGGUCUAGCGCUGACAGAUGAGAGACACUCGUAAUGCUGAGCUCUGUGAAUUUUAAUAAAAAAUCGAUGGCUCGACAUUCACCUCACAUGCGUACUACAUAGUUGUAAAAUGUAAUUUCUUCACAGUUUAUUAUAAAUAAUUCAUAUGGACUGGUGCA
Laetiporus sulphureus 93-53 is the source of this 2889-nucleotide messenger RNA. RefSeq names its product eukaryotic translation elongation factor 2. The transcript has 10 exons. The record is from RefSeq and is a predicted model, not a curated record. Lineage: Eukaryota; Fungi; Basidiomycota; Agaricomycetes; Polyporales; Laetiporaceae. Gene Ontology annotation, cellular component: ribonucleoprotein complex; cytosol. Gene Ontology annotation, molecular function: GTP binding; translation elongation factor activity; ribosome binding. The coding region runs from base 138 to 2666 and encodes 842 amino acids. Gene Ontology annotation, biological process: translational elongation.